Messenger RNA from Phytomonas sp. Hart1, 2250 nucleotides. The record is from the annotation of a GenBank genome assembly. Lineage: Eukaryota; Euglenozoa; Kinetoplastea; Trypanosomatida; Trypanosomatidae.
AUGUCUAAGCGUCAUCGUGACCUGCUUUUAUAUUUAGCUGGAUGCCCGGACCUUCAUCUUUUCUUCAUCAUUGUUGUGCUGCGCACACUCUUUUUGCUUUAUAUGGUAUUUUGUCAUCGAGUCUUUCCAUGUCUGUUUCAACAAUGGAAAUCCAGAAACGGUCAAUCCCUUGCAUUAGAUUACGACAGCUGUGGCCGUCUCUAUGACGAUCAGCGCCUUACGGAGCUCCGGCAUUGGGAUGGCGUGCAUAUGUAUCAUAUUGCCAACCAUGGUUACACUCAUGAGACCCUCUUUGUAUUUUUUCCAUUUCUUCCGUUUUUGAUUCGCUUUGUGCGUUGGUACACUGUGCAUGUCUUUCCGUUGUUGUAUCGUUUGGCACCGAUUUCAUUUUAUGUUUCUGGGCUCAACAUUAUUGCAUCCGCAGGCGCUGGUGUCAUCUUACGGCGAUUAACCAUCCUUACAAUGCUUGGGCACAGAACCAAAAGAAACAUCACACUAUGGCGAGGACAUGAAAAAGAAAAACAUACAAAUAUUGAACGAGGUUACUCAGUGACAGCACAUGAGGUUGUUUUUGAAAAACAUCAUGGAGAUCCCGAGGCAGCUAUGGAAGCAUCUGCACUAUGCACAUCAGGAACUACCCCUGUAUCCCCUUUGUACUUUUCGGGAUCAUUAAGUGGCAUGCUGGUGAAUAAUCAAAAUCGAGUAAAUCCCACCUGUAGUAUGAAUAAAUAUCAUGAUUGCGGAACUGAGGGUAUUUUGGUGCACUUUCCAAACGCUCGCGCAGCUGACGUGUUCUGUAUGAUACAAGGAUACCAUGGGACUCUUCUAGACAAACUGCCUCCUCUACUUCUUACGACUUCGAUACAGGACACUUCACAUCCUGUAAUACAUGAAAAAAUGGAUAAUGAUAUGUUUAUGUCAAACAUACAGGAAACAACACAAAAAAACAUCACCGUUUACUCGCCCUCACUUGCUUCUAAAGCUGCAAAAGAAGUAACUUUUCGUUGGAGGGCUGUGGGUGGGGCUGUUUUGGUUUGGAUCCUCACACCUGCUGUAGUGUUCACAGUCUCAAAUUACACGGAGAGCAUUUUCUCAUUCUUUACGAUGUUAGGCAUAUAUUCUUUGGUCCACUAUCGGCCUUUACCGAGGAUAGCAGAUACUAAACUUAAGGAAACGGAAGGCGUCAUAAUUUCCAGAUGUGCUUACCCAUCUCCUAAACCCCGAGGUAAGACCACUAUCUGUGGGGAGAGUGAUUGUCAUGAUAUGUGUUCGAUCCACUGGAAGCAGGCACUCACGUCAUGGCAUGAAGUGGUAGCGGUUAUGUGCUUCAUGAUCUCGAGCUGCAUACGGUCAAACGGUUUUGUGUGUGUUGGGUUUCUGCUGUACCCAACUGUACUUCAGAUAUUUUUCUCACAGAGCUACCGCGAACGGUGGGAGAUACUUCAUGGGCCCUAUUGGGCCUCCUUUGUCAGCCAUACUUCUGGAAAGAAGCCACUGAAAACGGAGACUCAACUAGAAGGUUGCGAAGGGGGCAUGUGUUUACACAUGGAUAUUUUAAAAUUAAUUACAAAGGAAGUCCACAUUGUUCGUACACUUUACACACCAACCCGCUUUCCCCAUCCUCUCCGACUCGUUAUUCUCCUUUUUGAAUGUGCCCUCAUCUUUAUCCCUUACUUAUCAAUGGGGUACUUAGGAUGGAAACGAUACGUGGGUUUGUGGUCUCAAAAGAAAGGACACAUUGUCUGCAACAACUUCUUGAAGUUCUAUAAUGUUCUCCAAAAGAAGUUCUGGAAUGUGGGUUUUAUGAGGGCUUACACAGUCACAAACUUUCCAAACGUUAUCAUUGCAUUGCCUAUUGGACUUAUUCUGUUGUAUACUUCCUAUCGCUACGCAUUCCAAGUAGCAUUGCGCUCUGAUUUCUGGCCUUCCUCCUCCUCCUACACGGAAUCAAUAGAACAAGGAAAACACUCGAUCAUCAAAACUGCACAACGCGUUUUGGUGAUUCUGCAAUCUAUGGUCCAAUCCUCUAACGUGGUUUAUCUCUGUGUUCUCUGUUUGAUUGCUUUCACAGUGAUGCAUGUACAAGUUGUUAAUCGUUUUGUUAUGUGUAGUCCAGCGCUCUAUUGGCUGAUUGGGGCACAGUUUGCGACAAGGCCAAACUCGAGAGUGACAUGUUUCAUUCUAUUUUACGUAAUUGUAUGGGGACUAACUGGUGGGCUUUUAUUUUCAAACUUCAUGCCCUGGACGUGA